AUGGCGUAUCUGCAUGCGAGCGAGAUCCGUUCGCACGGCAACUUGAAGAGUUCCAACUGCGUCGUGGAUUCCCGAUUCGUCUUGAAGGUCACGGAUUUCGGAAUCCACAGCCUGAGACAGAGCGACAAAGGAGGAUCUCAUUCCUGGAACGGAGACGAGGACGAGGAGGACACCUACGCCUACUGGCGGAGUCAGUUCAACCUUACUUUCCCCCUUAUUGUACAGAUGGUGCCACCUGUUCUGUUCGUCUCUGAUUCCUUCUCGCUGGAAAGCUACCCGUGA
This is a messenger RNA of Darwinula stevensoni, 282 nucleotides long. Lineage: Eukaryota; Metazoa; Arthropoda; Ostracoda; Podocopida; Darwinulidae. The record is from the annotation of a GenBank genome assembly.